AUGCCUCUCGCCAACCGUGUGAUCUGCUCGCUCCUGUUCCGUCCUUCCGGUCAGGGCGAGUACGUGUGCAACUCCUGCAGCCGCCAGUACCGCAGCGCGCACGGGUUUACAAACCUGAUGAAACACCUGCGGCGAUUCCACCCAGGCUUCAAGGCCGAGACGGUGCUGCGCAACAAAUAUGCCCUUCAGAUGCAUGUUGUGAUGCACGGAUGUCUGACAUCUACCGCUGGGUAG
Messenger RNA from Phytophthora nicotianae INRA-310, 234 nucleotides. RefSeq lists its product as hypothetical. The record is from RefSeq and is a predicted model, not a curated record. The transcript has a single exon. Gene Ontology annotation, molecular function: DNA binding. The coding region runs from base 1 to 234 and encodes 77 amino acids. Lineage: Eukaryota; Oomycota; Peronosporomycetes; Peronosporales; Peronosporaceae.